GAAGCAGCAGGAGGAGGAGGAGGUGUUUCUUUUCGUGGAGACAAAAAAAACGCGAUGGACAAUUUCCUGAGGAGUUUUUGAGUGUGCUUGAUUGCGAAGGUUUUGCAGCGAUGAUGGAGUGAAGACGCUGCAGGAGGAGAACUCUGUGCACAUCUUUUCCUGCCUCCGAACCAGCGGAUUAUCUCAGAACCCCACCGCAGCCAUGAUCCAGAGGAACGAGUUGGUGCUGUCCGUCCUGAGGGAUCUCCAGGAGGCCACGGAGAGCUCGGGCCUGGACACUUUGACCAGGAAAGCCCUGGAGGCGGACCAGGUCCUGGCUCCCUUCCAGCUGCCCCGCACGCCCUGCCAGGAUUUCCCGGAGUGGGUCGGAGUGGAUGACGUCGCUCAAGGAUUGUACCCGGGCGACGCUCCCGUGGAACUCCUGCCCCUGCGCUGUAAAGGAAAAGGAAACCUGUUGUUUGAUGCAGCCAGCAUGCUGCUAGUGGGCAACAGUGAGCUGAGCUUGGAGCUUCAGGUAAGGACCGUAGUGGAAAUGGUCCUGUGGAAGAGGUAUUACCUGUCGGGCAUGAUCGACUCCAAGAUGAUGCUCCAGGCGGUCCGCUUCAGCCUCUGCGCCGAGGAGUCCGAGGACAUGCUCAACCUCCCGGUGGCUGUCCUGGAGGCCAUCUUUGACGCCGAUGUCAAGGCCUCGUGCUUCCUGGGCUCUUACGCCAACAUGUGGCACGUGUACGCGCUGUCGUCCGUGCUGCAGUUUAACAUCUACUCCAUCUACCCCAUGUUCAACCUCAAGAUCCGGCCUUACUUCAACAGACUCAUACGGCCCAGGACAUGGCCGCAAAACUCCAAGCCACAAACCCUGCACAUCAUGUGGUCUGGAGAGCUGCAUUCCGAGUCCUUGUUCAGACCAGAUCAUUUUGUGGCCUUGGUAAUGUCGAGCGACAUUGCAUUUCGAAGUCCUGACAGCGACCGGAGGCCCUCGCCUACCAAAAGCGAUGAGCUCCCGAACCAUGAGCCGCAGUUCUCCUAUCCCAGUCUGAAGGACAAGUACAACAUCACCAAGAGGACCUUCUACCGCUGGAAGAGGCAGUCUCAGGAGCACUGCAAAAAGUCGGCAGCGCGCUACGAGGCAAAGUACUUCCUCCAAGCGUGUUACCUGGAAGGGAGACUCAUCCCGCUGCACCAGUUCAAAGAAUUCUUCCCUGAAAUCUCACGCUCGUCUUACUACAAUUGGAAGCAUGAGCUCCUGAAGUCUGGAGGAAACUUCUCCACAUCCUCGUCUACAGGAGAGAUCAGUCCAGGAGAGAGUACCGAGCAAGAAGUCUGGUCCUCCCCAGAAGCCAGGCAGGACGAGUCGGACCAACACGAUAGCGUGGCCAGCAUGUUUGGCCUGAGCAUGGCCAACCUGGAUCUGGACCGGGCCCAGAAUGUGGCCCACAUGCAGGAAGCUAAACGCUGCUUGCAGAACUGCAUCGCCGUGAACGCCUCCUUCCCCUUCAGGAUCUUCAAGCGCAACUUCCCAGGAAUCUCUAGAUCCACCUACUACAACUGGAGGAGGGAAGCCAUGCUGUUCAACAGAGGCUACAAAGCCAGCAGCAGCGAGGACAGCUCGGAUGUCGACAAGAGCCAAAGUCCGAAAAGUCUCUCGCCGGUCCCGGAGAAUGGCGCCCGGGACAUCGCACCCAAGACGAGGAUCUGCAGGCAGAAGCAUAGAAGUUUCCGGUUGGCCUACAUGGGUAAGAAACAGCUGAGAGACGGCGCUAAGCUGCUCGUUCGGAAGUCUAAAUUGUCCUUAAGCAAGUUCAAGCUCAGGUUCCCGUCCUUGUCGCUUUGCUUCUUCUGGCUAUGGAGGAACAGCAAUAGGAAGAUGAAGGCAGCCAAUCAGAGGGCAGAGGCUCUUGAGGUUGAGAAAAGGCCCUUGGCCGCCACCUCAGAAGUAACGAUGGCGGACAACCACAAGGCGCUCCUGUUUGGGGAGAGCCUCACUUGUGUGUCUCGUCCCAACGUGGCCUCCUUCGAUGUCCCGCAUCGCCAGCACAGCCUGGUGGGGGCGCCGUUGGAUGAGCGCAUGUUGGCCUUGGAUGUGGUGGCUCUGGCCAACUUCAAGGCCAAGGCCAAGCUGUUCCUGCAGCAGCGCUUUGAGGAGAAAUCCUUCCCCACCUUCAAGGAGUUCCGCUCCUACUUUCCCUUCACGCCGCGCUCCACCUACUACAUGUGGAAGCGGGCUCUGCAUCACGGGGUGUCGCUGGUUCACGGCUAAAGCUUUACGGUAUGUUUUAUUCGCACCCUUUCCUCCUGCUGGAAAUUUGCACAUGUGUGGAAAUGUUGCGGGCGUGUUGGAGGCCUGCAGGCAAAAGGUAGUUCAAAGCUUUGACUCCCUGCUAGGCACCGUGCUGGGCACCCUUGACUUUUCACUGUAUGCUAUGUGCAUGUUCUUUUGAAUGUUAUUAUGACCCUCCUUACAUUGUUUUAUGACUAAUUCUGACAAGUGAGCCUGUUUUAGACAGAUUUUAGGUGCACAUGAUUGUUUUUUUGUGUGCUAAUCAACACUAUUGUGACUUGCACUACACACACUCGAUGAAUGUCUUGACCUUGGAUUUAAAGAUGCUUCCUAGACUUGAAUGUAAAUGAAGAUAUUUUAUUUUUUCUACGACCGCUAAUGCCAAAACUACCUACUACUACUACUACUACUACUACGAUAAGAUACUACUUUAGCCACUCAGUGUUGCAGGAAAA
Dunckerocampus dactyliophorus (ringed pipefish) is the source of this 2733-nucleotide messenger RNA. It is a transcript of the gene vrtn, whose product is annotated as vertebrae development associated. Gene Ontology annotation, biological process: regulation of transcription by RNA polymerase II. The record is from RefSeq and is a predicted model, not a curated record. The transcript has 3 exons. Bases 203 to 2257 code for a protein of 684 amino acids. Gene Ontology annotation, cellular component: chromatin. Lineage: Eukaryota; Metazoa; Chordata; Actinopteri; Syngnathiformes; Syngnathidae.